AUGCCUGCUGAUGCCACAGAUGAAUACAUCAAAAUAGGAGAGUCUACAACAAUUGAAUGCAUGAAGAGAUUUUGUCGCGCGAUUGUAGAAGUAUUUUCAGAGUGGUAUCUCAGAUCACCAACAUCAGAAGACAUUGCAAGGCUUCUCCAUAUCAGUCAGCAACGUGGAUUUCCAGGAAUGCUGGAUAGUCUAGACUGUAUGCAUUUGAAGUGGAAAAAUUGUCCAACCGCAUGGGCUGGACAGUUUGCAGGUCGUAGUGGAUCACCUAUAAUCAUUCUUGAAGCAGUUGCAGACUACGAUCUAUGGAUAGAGCAUGCUUAUUUUGGUAUGCCAGGCAGCAGAAACGACAUUAAUGUUUUGAAGGCAUCUAAUCUAUUUUCAAAGCUUGCUCAAGGUACUGCUCCUCCAGAUAACUAUAUUAUUCAGGGAAAAUAG
Molecule: messenger RNA, 435 nt
Organism: Eutrema salsugineum
Lineage: Eukaryota; Viridiplantae; Streptophyta; Magnoliopsida; Brassicales; Brassicaceae
Exons: 1
Coding region: 1-435 (144 amino acids)
Source: RefSeq, a predicted model, not a curated record